UCCGCGCCACUUCCACGGGAAGGCAAAGAAACGACCGGUAUGAAAGUCAAAUCGUGAAAAGUAAUCCCCAUAAAUCGCCUCGGAAGAGCCCCUCGCUUGACCACGACGUGGGAAUGGCGAGUGGGAGGGUCCCUGGCUGGCUGCGUGACAGCUUUUAUCCACGCGUGGCCCCCGCACCAUUACCACCGCGCUUAUUCCACGAGCGGGGGGCUCGGUGACAGGAGCGCCGACGGAGCGACAUGAUCCCCGGACACGCUCGCAGCCUGCUCGCGGCCGUGACCUGGGUGCUGCUCCUCUCCGGAGCCUCGCCGCGGUCACACCAUCAGGAGAAUGUCAGCUUCGGUGACAGUGAGGAGUGCUCCGAUAGCAACAUCUCCACCACCAAGUACUCCUGCCUCAAAGCCAGUGGGGACGUUGCAACGUGCUACAGAAAGCAGUGCUGCCGGGGCUUCAAGUUCGUGCUGGGCCAGUGCAUUCCUGAAGACUACGAUGUGUGCGCCGGUGCCCCCUGCGAGCAACAGUGCAGCGAUCACUUUGGCCGCGUGGUGUGCACCUGUUACCCCGGGUACCGCUACCACCGCGAGCGCCACAGGAACCGCGAAAAGCCCUACUGCCUGGACAUCGACGAGUGUCGCGACACGAACGUGACGUCGUGCUCCCAACUCUGCGUCAACACGGUGGGGAGCUUCCGCUGCGAAUGCGAUCCGGGCUACUUCCUGGAGGAAGACGGGCGAACGUGCACUAAAGAAGAGAGAGCGCUGCACAAUGUCUUGGAGACAUCUGAUAACGUGAUGAACACGGGGACCUGCUCGGCCACGUGCGAUGACUUCCAGCAGAUCAAGACCACUGUGCUGCAGCUCAAACAGAAGUUGCUGUCAAGCAGUGCUGACGUUCCAGAGCAGAGGACCAACGACAAAAUCUCAGCUGCCUUUUUAACAGGACCCCCGGGCCUGCCUGGCCCACCAGGCGAAUCUGGACCAGAAGGACAGCCGGGUCUUGUAGGACAGUCGGGGCCCCUGGGCCGUCCUGGACCAAGGGGUCUGAUGGGUCCCAUGGGGCCCACGCCAGACUUGACCCACAUCAAACGAGGCCCUCGCGGACCUGUGGGCCCUCCGGGAGCACCGGGAAAAGAUGGACACAAGGGGGAGCGAGGAGCACCCGGGACUGUCGGACCUCCAGGCCCGCCAGGCUCCUUCGACUUCCUGCUGCUGCUCAUGGCCGACAUCCGCAACGACAUCGCCGACCUCCAGACCAAAAUGUACGGCCGAGCGCCCCUCUUCCCGGGGGAGGAGCUCUCCGCGACGCACGGCGGCUGGCGAGACGGCCAGGACGUCGGCUCCGGCGAGGACGACCGAGGGACGCCGCCAUUGCCGCCGCCGCCACACUCCCAGAGGACCCGCAAGAGGAAGCGAAGCAGAACCGACCGCAGUGGAUUCUAAAUAGUCAAUGUGAGGUGUAAAUAUCUUAUUAUUAUUUAACUAUUUUUAUUAACAGAAUGUAUCAUAUGCCUUUUGGAUCGCAGAUGUUUAUUUUUCUAUGAUAUAUGCAAGAUGAUGAUUAUUUUGUAACAUUUUGAACAUUCUUCUCAGCACAUUAAAAUGAAAAACCUACCAUAAAUCUUCACUUUAUCAUUAUGAUUAUGAUGAUGAUGAUGAUGAUGAUUAUUCUUCUUAUAUCAUAGUAUUAUUUGUAAAAGUCACUAAAAAUGGAUGUCAAAUG
Phycodurus eques (leafy seadragon) is the source of this 1719-nucleotide messenger RNA. RefSeq names its product collagen and calcium binding EGF domains 1 (gene ccbe1). The record is from RefSeq and is a predicted model, not a curated record. The coding region runs from base 240 to 1439 and encodes 399 amino acids. The transcript has 11 exons. NCBI's taxonomy places the organism in Eukaryota, Metazoa, Chordata, Actinopteri, Syngnathiformes, Syngnathidae. Gene Ontology annotation, molecular function: calcium ion binding.